GGGGAUGAAUUUUUCUACUUACUUACAUCGUCUGCAGAUUCGUUUGGAGAAAAUGAAAAUGUUGAUAAACUCCAACUUGGAAGAAUUGCUGCGAUACUGGCGGAUAAUGCACGUGAAGGAAGUUUUGAAAGCUGAGAAUAUCAACAGCGUCGGAGCGUUUAACAGAACGGACCUUAGAUUAUUGGUUAAUAAAAUUGACUCUCGUGAUAUAAAGAUGCUAACGUUGAUGCAGCAACGUCUGCUUUCCAACUCCCACGCCUCUAUUCCUUGGGAGAUGAAUAUUGAAGACGUGUUAUUGUCUGGUGACUCUGAUGCUAUGAACGUGUUGAUAACGGUAUCUCUUCUUCAUUCUACUAACAUUUCUUUAGACCUACUGAGAAAGGUUACCAUUCCAAUGUCAAAUGAUGAAAUUGGACGCAACAAUCGCAUCACUGCUGCCGUCGGUCACUUGUCCGAAUAUUCUCUUGUUGAAGUAAACAAGGAAUCGAACACUUGUUCAAUGCACAAUCUUGUUCAACAGGCUGUCGUAGAAUACGCGAUGAGAAAAAAAGCGUACGUUUCACUGUUGCAGUCCUUGUGCGCUCACUUUGCCAUUAUAUUUCCGCGCACCGAGAAAGAACUUCAAAGACAAUUGCGCGAGUUUCACAGUUUCUCUCUUCACGUUUACAGUGUGGCAGAGGCUGUUCUAGAAAGCGAUCUUGUGUUGGAUCAGAGUUGUGAGCAAUUAGUUAGGAUCGCUUGUUGGCUGGCUAUAAAUUAUGAACAUCUGCAAACAGCAGAAUUCUUGACAAAAAGAAGACUGGAAGUUGUGGAAACUAAGUCAAGUAAUGAAACGCAGUUUCAAGACUCUCGACUUUUGAAUGAAUGUCUUCUAGACUUGGGUUCUGUUUACGGCAUGUUGGCUCAACCUGAGAUAGCGCUUACGUAUCUGACGAGGUCUCUGGAGUCUAUGGAAAAAAGUAAAGAGAAAAAUUCCUUCAGUGAUCUAAUAAGAGAGGCUCGACAUUGGGUGGCAAGCUGUCGACGCUCGUUAGCACAGUUUUCUCUUGCUGAAAAGGUGCUUCUUCUUCAACUCAAAUUUGAUGAAAGCCAGGGAGACAAAAGAAACAUGUCACGAGCUCUCAAUGGUUUGGGCUUGGUAUAUAGAAAUUGGGGGAAAAUGGUCAGAGCAAUCAAAAUGUAUGAAAAGUCGCUGAAUCUGCGAGAAGAGCUGAACGAGAGUCUUUCGUUCGAUUAUUCUAUAACGCUUAUAAAUCUUGCCAACUGCUAUUUGUCAUUCGGACGAUUAGUACAAGCUCAGGAUUUGUACGAAGAGGCUAUAAAGAUUAGGCAAAGCAUAUUACCCUCACAACAUCCGCGGUUGGCAUUAGGAAUGAGACGACUAGCAUACUGCUAUUGCAUGCAAAGCGAUGUGUUAAAUGGUACAAAGUUGGCUCUAGACGCUUUAGACAUGAUUACUUUAUUUCUUCCUCGCAGCCAUCCUCACGUUUACGGGUAUUUUACUACUAUCGGCUAUUGCUGCCUCGUCUCAAACAACAGCACUUGUUCUAUCGAGUUUUAUGAGAAAGCUGUGGAACUUUUUGAAGAAACCACCAAAUUUGAGACAUCCUUAGUAAUUGCUGCUAGGAGAGGGCUCGCUCGUGCUCUCGGUAAAGAUGAAAAGAAAGACGAGGCUAUGGAAAUAUUGAGAGAAUCUCUAACUCUCGCGAAGAAGGAAUUACCAGAGGGUCAUCCAGAUAUUAUUUACACUGCCGUCGACCUCGCCGUGUUUCUAGCCAUGACACGAGACUACGAAAACGCCAUCCAUCUUCUCACGAAGUCUUUGCUCGUACUGCGUGACAGCAACCCAACUAGCGUAUACACUGCUAAAGCUUUAUAUUGUUUGGCGUAUAGUCAGUAUAAAUUGAAACGAUGGGAAGAAGCAGCAGUGAGUGGCACUGAAAGCUUGCGACUGCGCAGAAAGAUGUUUCCUCAUGGACAUGUUAGGAUCACUGAAACUAUAACGCUGUUAGAUAAAAUUUUCAAGGUCAAGCAAGGUGUGGGGUGUUUUUCAUUUCCGGACUUUCUUAUUUUGUACUGUGCGUGUUUCACGAUAGUUCACGUGAUGAAGAGGUUAUAUUUGCUUUGAUGGUGGUCGUGCGGUUGAAUUCGUUAUACAUAUGGGAGUCACUUGAAUUGGGACAAUAGCUUGCUGAUAGCAGUCUGCACACAUACGGUACUACCAACAGACUACCUG
Molecule: messenger RNA, 2236 nt
Organism: Corticium candelabrum
Lineage: Eukaryota; Metazoa; Porifera; Homoscleromorpha; Homosclerophorida; Plakinidae
Exons: 12
Coding region: 5-2128 (707 amino acids)
Molecular function (GO): protein binding
Source: RefSeq, a predicted model, not a curated record